GUACCUAGCAAAGAAGAAGAGUAAAGAAAACUAAGAAGAAGAAUGGAUUUGGCAGAACAGCAACUUGAUUUAUUCGGAGACGAUGAAGAAUACGAAGAUCAACAAAACAAUAACGGAAAUAACAGCCGUAAAUCAUCACCGUCGCCGUCGCGAUCAUCCUCGUCGUCAUCCUCCUCCUCCUCAUCGUCCCGUUCAUCGUCUUCGUCGGCGGCAUCAUCUUCAGCAAACAAUAGCGGCGAUGAAGGUGGAGGCGGCGGCGGAGGUGGCGGUGGAGACAGUAGUAGUGCUGGUGGCGGUGGAAGUGGCAGCGACAGCAGCGGCGAAGAAGAUGAAGCGGAAGAAGUAAAUAAUCAGAAUAGUUAUAAUGAUUUUGAUGAUAGAGACCUUUUUGGUUCUGACAAUGAAGAUUAUCUUAACACUCCGGCCACCAGUCGUUUUUCUAUUCCCGUGUUGCCUGUUGUGCGCAAUGUCCACAAUAACCCGGGUAGAGGGAGCUUUGGGCGUGGUCGCUGGCAAAAUGAUAGAGGAGGAGCUGGCCUCCUUCCUAGACCUGGAUUUCCUCCAAGACAGGGGGGCUAUGGCUAUAAUUCAAAAUUCUCAAAUGGUCAUCGUGAUGAACGAUUUGUUUCUGACCUAAGGUUCUUAAAGAGUGAAGAAACUUUAUCGAGGAAAGCGGUUGCUUUUCAGGCGCCAUGUGAACUUGGUUGCUAUAGUCGUGUAGAAGGUGGUGAUGUUUACUUUGACGAUCGCAUCCUGAGGCUUUUUAAGCGUUUCAUUUCUGAAGAUAUUGGAGCUGAUCUGAAUGAAGGAUUUGAUACUUUCACUGAGAAGAAGGAUUUGGGUUCUCAGGGUUUUGGUGAUCUUCUUGGUUGCAUUAGGGACAAAAACAUACCACUUCAGAAUAUGCAUUUUGUGACUUUCCGAAACAAUCUUAAUAAGAUUUUGGCAACUGCUUAUAUUCGCAAUGAGCCUUGGGAAAUGGGAGUGCAUAAAAGAAACGGGGUUGUCUAUCUUGAUGUACAUAAACUACCUGAGCGGCCACAAAAUGAAAUUGAUCGUCGAAGAUGUUACUGGGGAUAUUGUUUUGAGACCUUAGCCACUGAAGAUCCCAGCCGAGCUGAUGGAGAAGGCAUACACCAUGUUGAUGCCAAUAUUGAAUACUGUUCCGUGCUCAAAACCAAAUUAGGAGCUCAUCGCAUUCUCAUGGGUGCUGAAAUGGAUUGUUGUGAUUCAACUGAUGAUGGGAAGCGAUUCUAUGUGGAGUUAAAGACAAGCCGUGAGCUGGAAUAUCGUACAGAGGAAAAAUUUGAGAGAGAGAAAUUGCUCAAGUUCUGGAUUCAAUCUUUCUUGGCUGGUGUUCCUUACAUUGUUAUUGGAUUUAGGGAUGAUUCUGGCCGGCUUGUCCGCACCGAGAGACUAACAACUAAGGAUAUAACUAAUAGAGUAAAAGCGAAGAACUAUUGGCAGGGAGGUGUCUGCCUGGCCUUUGCUGAUGAGGUAUUAUGCUGGCUCUACGGAACAGUUAAAGAAAAUGAAGAUUACAUUUUGCAGUUCGCUCCGCCUUUCACACGGUUAGAGCUUCUUCAAGGUCAAUCUUGUCCAGAUGCAAUUACUAACCAUGUUUUGCAAUUAUAAAACGUUUUGUUUAAAUUAAUAGAACAUAGACUCACAAGCCUGUAAGCUUCUCUAGUUUAUUGAAAUGUCUGAAAUGCCACAGGCCUGUGUUACCACAAGUACUUUUACCAUGGGAAAUUUAGCUUAUUAAUUGAAGGAAGAUUUUACUGCA
This is a messenger RNA of Mercurialis annua (annual mercury), 1786 nucleotides long. RefSeq names its product NAD-capped RNA hydrolase DXO1. Gene Ontology annotation, biological process: nuclear-transcribed mRNA catabolic process; NAD-cap decapping. NCBI's taxonomy places the organism in Eukaryota, Viridiplantae, Streptophyta, Magnoliopsida, Malpighiales, Euphorbiaceae. The record is from RefSeq and is a predicted model, not a curated record. The transcript has 13 exons. Gene Ontology annotation, cellular component: cytosol; nucleus. Bases 43 to 1635 code for a protein of 530 amino acids. Gene Ontology annotation, molecular function: mRNA 5'-diphosphatase activity.